AUGCUGUGGAGAGAGACAGUUGAGCUCAGGUGCGAACGCUUCACCCAGGUUCUCCCACCGGUGGAGCUGCUCCGACCUCUGGCAGACUACGAGGGCGACAUCUCCGGGCUCCGCGACGUGGAGCGCGAGAUUCUGCCACUGGCACAGCUGACGCGGCUCCGAGAGCGCUUGCGGUUGCUCUCGCUCUUCAAGACCUUGGACGAGCGUCUGGGGGAUGCGAUGCAGCAGAUGUGCGCGGUGCAGACGGCAUGCGGGGAGGUUCGCAAGUCCUCUGUCUUGAGGAACCUCCUGCAGAUCAUUGUAGUUCUCUUCAAUUACGUCAACUAUGGUCAGGCGCCGUCCGAGAAAAGCAACGCGAACGACUUGCGUGCUCGAAAUGUGGACGUGCAAAGCCUCACGCACCUGGUGGAGACGCAGUCCUUCGGCGGGCCUUUCCCGAAGUUUAACAUGCUGCACUUCUGUCUGCAGGAGCUCCUCAAGCAGUGCCCAGAUCUGCAAAAAGGAGCCUUGGACGCAGAGCUCGCAGCUUUGCCAAGCGCAGCUUGCGUGAACCUGGCACAGGUGAAGCUGGCACUGGAACGGCUGCAAGCCGACCUCCAGUUCGUCCAGACGGAACUUUAUGGCCAUCAGGAAGAGUACAGGAAGAAGGACAUCGAGGAGGAGGAGGACCCUCCGACACCUCCUCCGGUGAAGGGCCCUGUCAAGUUUGACCUGGAGGAGAACGACACAGCCUCCGAGGACGAGGUGGCCCCAGGGAGUGAGGAGGAGGGUCUGCCCAAGGUGGAGAGUCCAAGGCGUUCGGUGCUCGGCCGCCUCGUCUCCAUGGGCAUCGAUACCUGGAGCUUCGCUGAGGAAUGGUGUCAGGGAUCGGCCAUGCUCGGCGUCUCGGACAACGAAGGUCUGCAGGCGGUGAUGGCUGCAGACGGUGAGGUUCCGCCCCCUGGGGUGCUGCUGCGCUGGCGGCCCUCAGGCCGUUGGAAGGCCUACUUCUGCGAAGUUCGCGGGGCCUUGCUUGUGCUUUACAGGGUCAAGCGCAGCACAGCUGUACUUCGAGGCACGUUCUACAUCGUGCUUCCGGGUGCAGAAGUGUCACUCUUGCAGUCGCUCUACGCUUCGGAGCAUGCUCGUGAGAUUGCGAGGGAGCACCCGCAUGGUAUCGAGCUGCGGCCAGCCGGGGGCCGCGAAGAGUAUUUCCUGGCCAAAAGCGCCAAAGAAGCAGGUCGCUGGCUCGACUUCCUCACUUUGCAGACGAAGCGCGGCGAUGCAGGCCACGUGUCCCACUACGUGGGAGGAUGGGGCCUACUCAGCUCGUGCUGGCGACGCCUCUUUUGCGUCAUUGAGAGAGGCAAAGAAGAAGAUUCCAAGGCCCCCGGCUCGAGCCGCCCGCGGCUCUUGGGCUUCUCGAGGCUGCGCGACUACGCGGAAGGUCUUGCGCCAGAAGCUACUUGGACUCUCGAGGACAUGCGAGUUCAUGCCUUCGAUGCGGAGGGGAGCUCAGCUACUGCCAAAGGACUCCUUCCGACGGCACCCAUCGGGCUCGAGCUGGAAUACCCGGCUACCCAGAGCAGAGUGCAACUGGCCUGCGAUUCGGCUGAGCACUUGGAUGCUUGGUUGGAGGUGCUCCGCAGUGUCCAAACAGGCGGCAUGACUGCGCGCCGGGGGAGUCAAGGCACGCUGGUGGACGACGUCAAAGCCACCAACUUGGAAGACGGAGUGGACCAUACACGGCUCUUCGAUCUCUUUGGUGACCAGUCACCCACUACCGAGUCGAAAUCGCUUUCCUUCAGCGUGGUAGAGGCCGAUGAUGCGACGGCGAGCACAGAUCGCCUCCGCCGGCUGAUGUUCAGUGUGGGUGCAAAUGGCUCGUCCGACCAGGAGACCAAGCAGGCUGCGUUGCCAGCAGCAGCCGUCGAAGUCAUCCAAAUCGAUUCUGAUUGCGAGGAGGAGGGCUACGACGAGGCUUAUGGCAUGCCAUGGGUUGGCAGCUUCUGCCAGCUUUCAGGCGCCACGGAAGCCUUGGACGCUCCGGAUGCUCUUUCCCAACUGAAGCACUUGGAGGUUGAGAUGACUGGAGUCGUGGAAAAGUGGUCGAGGACGUUGGCAGCGACAGAGGCAGAUUGUCGCGGCUUGCUACGCUUCUUUGGUCUGGGUGCCCCAGAGGAGAGUCAGCUCGCGGAGGCGGCAGCGCAGCUCCUUCGCGCGCUUAGCACCUUCCGCGGCCAGGUGGGCGACGCUUGGGCCGAACUCGAGCAGCACGCGAGCGAGGAGGCGAGAAAGCGAGGCACCAAGAAGCCGGGCAAGCCCCUGCGCACUCGUGCCCGCACCCAAACUGCAGCCACCGACACUUCAGAGGUCUCCCAAGCCACGGAUGCCUUGUACAUUAGCUGCAUUAGCUCCAUCCUAGCAAGCACGAGGGAGAUGGCAAGUUCAGGGCUUAAGGUUGCCAAUUCGGCGGCGCCUGACUCACUCAUAGCGCUGGCCUCCCUGAUGGGAAAGGCCGAGUUGCUGAACAUCCCUGUGCUGGCUGCUUGGGCGCAUAGGAUGCGCCUACAACAAAAAGAUUUGUGCCUGCAAUGCCUGCAGCUGCUGCUAAAUGAAGAUGAUCAACCUUUGUUCACCAGUGCGUUGCGUGGGAACUCUUUUGUGGAUGGCUUUAGUCAUAGCCUUUAUCAAUUUAUCGAUCAGGCGCAUGGCCUAAAUGGCUACAUGCCACAGCAAGAAGUGACUAAGUCAGGGCAGAAUCUGUUCUUCACAUACCCAGACCCUCUCGAUGCCGCUAAGCACAAGCAGGGAUUACUUGCUUUCCCUUUCCGUCUCUGCUUCGUGCUGCAUUUCACGCCCUUCCAUGCCUGGCUUGGCUGUCGCCAUGGCUGCCAGUACAUGGCAGGCUGCCCGGGAGCAAGGGCGCCCGCGUUGGCAACGAAGCCAAGGGCGGAUGAUGGCGGGUGGCCGCAUGUCCCCUCGAGAAAGUAUGCCACAGAGCUUCUGCGAAAGCUUGCCCAGGAGGAUCCUCUUGAGGCGGUCAAGCUUCUCCAGGUGCUUGGAGCUUCCAAAGUCGAGGCUUCCACCUUCCACUUCGGUGCAAUCUUGGGCCCUUGCGAGAAGAAGUCCUCCUGGGUCUUGGCGUCCUGGCUCCUCCUGGAGAUUGCUUCGGCAGGUGUGGAGAUGAACAUGGUCAUGUCGAAUGCUAUCCAGAGUUCUCUGGCCAAGCGAUCGCGGUGGUUGUCUGCACUGAGGAUGCUCGAGAUCGCUGAAUCCCACUCACAGCAGCCGGACUCGAUUUCCUUCGACACGGCUCUGUCCUCCUGCAGAUCGCGGCAGCGCUGGAAGCAGGCGCUGGCGGUGAUUUGCUCAAUCAAUGCACGGUCAGCCUCCGUCUCCGACUUUGGCCACAACUUUGCCAUGGCGGCGUCGGGGGUCGGGUUGCAGUGGCAGCGCGCCCUGGAGGUGCUUUGGGCAAUGGGUGGAGCUCGACUUGAAACAGGAGUGUACAGCCUCAAUGAGGCGAUUAACGUGUGCAAGUGUGCUGCUCGCUGGGACUUGGCCUGCACCCUCCUCACAGCAAUCGAAGGCACCCUGCCGGACCUCAUCAGCUUCGGAUCAGUGCUGUCAGCCUGUGCGCGAGCAGCGGCCUGGCAAGAGGCACUUGCACUCUUGGAAGGCCUUCAGGCGCAGGCGGUACAGCCAAACCACAUCUGCUACAAUGCAGCUCUGUCAGCCCUUCAAGUGGGCGCACAAUGGAAGCUUGCAUUCAGCAUGCUUCAGCGCAUGACCAAGGCGUCGCUUGCCAAUAUCGUGACAUUCAAUACAGCCCUCGGCGCCCUGGGCGCUGCGAGAUGCUGGGCCGAGGCUUUGGAGGUGCUGUCCCAGAUGGCAUCGUGUCGAUUCCAUCCUUCUGACAUCGGCCUGAGCGCCAGCCUCAACGCAUGCGCAGCCGGCCAGUGGCAGGUGGCCGUGGCGUUGGCCGCCGGUCCCUCAGGCGACUCACACCUCAGCUCCACGUCGCUGCGGGCCACCCUGCGCCGGUGCGGGCGCUGGCGCUCGGCGCUGGAAGGCGAGCCCAAGGAUGUUGUCGAUGCGUCUGUCGCCCUCGGCGCGCUGGGAGAUGCAGGGCACUGGGCUGAGGCGAUGAGGCGUGCAGUGGAGGUUUCGCUGCAACAGUUGCGAACGGCUAUCCAGGCCUCAUCUCUCCUGUCGACCACUGCGGCCGCCCUUGGCGCCCGCCACACGGCCUGGCAGCAGUCCCUGGCCUUGCAAGCAGCAGCCUGGGCGCAUGCGGUGCAGCCAACACUGGAAGCAGACCGGGCGGUGCUGGCAGCGGCGAGUUGGACGGCAGCGUGCAACGCCUUGGAGAAGGUGCAAGAGACACGUGAUGGGCCUUCCCUGAGCGCCAUCAUCACCUCCUGCGGGCCAUUUAGAUGGCAGCUGGGCAUUUCCCUUCUGAGUGCGCUUCUUGACAUGCACACGGCGGCCGACUGCGUCGCCUUCGGUGCUGCCUUGGGCGCUUGCGCGAAGACACAGGAAUGGGAGCAGUGCCUUGCCCUACUCCGGUCCAUGAGCUGCCAGAGGAUUGCCCCCGACGGAGUUGCCUACAACGCCGUGCUGAUGGCGGCCUCACGGGCCGAGCAGUGGUCCGUCCUGCUGACGCUGUUGCAGGCCAUGACAGAUGCGACCGUGAUUCCUGAUGCAACCUCGCACAGCUGCGCUGCCGAAGCCCUGGAACGUGCGGGCCGUCCACUCGAUGCGCAGCGGUCCGUCGUGGCAAUGAGCCAGACCAUCAGCGCCCUUGUGCUCUACUGUGUGGAGCAGGCGCUGUGGGAUGAUGAAAGGCAAGACCGGCAAGACCCGUGCUUUGACAUCGUGAGCAUGAACCAGAGGCUGGCAUUCUGUGUAUGUGCCAUUGUGGGCGAGGCCGGUAGCCCUCCCCCUCUCCCAGACGACCCCGUGGCGCCUGGGGCCUCAGAAAUGGGAAUGAAACGCGGCGGGCCUUUGUUGGUCCUGACUACUUCUGAUCUUGGCUUCGGUUGCGAUGUGCUUGAUUGCGACGUCAGCCUUGCCAACAGGUGUGAGGUCAUUGGCAACAAUAUCCUUGCAGAGUUCUGGUGCAUGUUCAAAGAGGCGCGGUCCAACUUCUCCGGCUUCGGGGGUGCCGCCGGGGACGCGUUGAUCGUGGAUAACGCCCCGCCUGAGGGCCUCAGCCAAUGUUUGCUCCUGCUAGACCGGCAGCCUCGCAUCGUCUCCUCACAGACGGUUUUGGGACCUGGAAAGUUCGCUCUCAAACUGCGCGGAGGAAGCGUGCGAUCUGGCCAGGUGAGGAGCCUGGGCUACAUUGGCAGCUUCCUCGCGGAGUAUUCGGCUGCUCUGGAGCUCCAGCGCUGCAAGCCCACGGACGUGACGAACCCCAUGAAGGCCAUACUGGAGCCCAAGGUAGACCUGCCAGGCGAUUUUGCCCGGAGGCCAGUGAAUGCGGCGUUGGUGCCAGUCAACCCUUCGCAGCGUGCAGCUAUCGAAGGCCUCAAGUACGCCUUGGAGAAGAUCCAGGGCCCGCCUGGCACCGGCAAGUCGACGACAAUUUUUCACAUAUUGGAUGCGAGGGUGCCUGCAGGCCAACGUGUACUUGUGACCUGCUCUCGCAACGUCGCAGUGGAGUCCAUCGCGCAGAAGCUCGAAGGACUGCAGGGUUGGCCGCUUUGCGUGUUCGGCCCGCGUGACCGGGUUGGCGGCACCGCCCGUCGAUAUUUGCUGGAUUCCCAGGUGGGAGGACAUCUGGAUGAGCCACGACGCCGCCGUGGAGCUCAAGCUGCCAAAGAGAGCCGCGCAGCGCUGUCCGCUGCCCUGACAGCAAAGGAGGCGGAGUGUCGUGGCCGGCGAGGGGAGCGCUUUCUGCUGGCCUUCCUCCGCAAGCGUUUUGCUCUGGCUUACGCCAUGCGUGACCUUUGCAUGCGCGUGGAGAGGUACUGUGCAGCUGCAGCUGCCUCACCCGAAUGGUGCAGUCAACGCACGCAGGCCACCAAAGAGGCGACUCUUCAUGAAGCUCGGAUCCUGCUUUGCACGAUUGCCUCCACGAGCCGAAUGCUGCGAGAGUGGGAGGAGGCCAUGGGGACGGAGCUUCGAGUGCAUACAGUGGUUGUGGACGAGUGUGGCUGUACGCCGGAGUCAUCCACGGCACUGCUGCUGCGGCUGCAGCCUGCCAACUUGGUCCUUGUGGGAGAUCACAAGCAACUGCCACCGACAUCGCUCGUUCAGCCGCAGAUCCUUGAGGGAACUGGUCACAAUCGCUCGCUUCUGGAGCGCUGCGUCCUCGCGUCGGGCAGGGUGCACCAGCUCCGCGAGCAGUAUCGAAUGCACCCAAGCAUCGGCCGGCUGGUGAGUAACCUUUUCUACACCGGCAGACUGGAGACUCCACGUCGGGUUGCCGAGGAUCGCCAAGCCUGCGAGCGAAGACCGCUUGUGUGGCUGGAUGUUCAAGGCCGCGAGGAGGCUCCAAACAAGUCCUACAUCAACCUUGCAGAGGUGAGCACCUGCCUCAAGGUUGUCACACGAUUGCGCGAGCGUGUUGGGCCGAAGCCCUCUGUGGCACUGCUGACCUUCUACAAGGGUCAGCUCGAAGAGCUGAUGAAGGCCGUGCCCAGCGACCUCGAUGUUGAGGUGCUGACUGUGGAUGCGUGUCAGGGUAGCGAGUUCGACUUUGUGGUUUUGAGCACCGUUCGCGCAAAUCGAGAGUCUCGCCUGGGCUUCGUUAAGGAUGCUCAGCGGAUAUGCGUGGCAACGUCCAGGUCCAGGCUGCAGCUUUUUGUCGUGGGGCACCGCCAGACCCUUUGCUCCGAUGGCGAUUGGAAGCAAGUCGCUGAGGCAUGCGCCCCCGCGACAGCCGAAGACGCUCGUCCCCAACGCCCUCCUGUGGCUGGCUUCGUCUCCGUCUUCGAGUCCCUUCGCCGGGCCAAGGAACUGGAUGCCGAGAAGAAGGCGCUUCAAGCCAUGGAGGACCAGAGCAAAGAUGCAGGCCGUCGGGCGCCGCGAGCCGCCCCUGCCUAUGGAGCGGAGUCGCUCAUGCGGCAGCAGAGCAGUUUCCGCAACCAGGCUUCGCGGCCAUCGAUUGUGCGCAGGAAAGAUGGCACCUACGAAAGCAGUGCUGCCGUCGCCAUUGGUGGUGGCUUCCGUAGCCGCCGUGAUGUGCAUGCCUUGGAGGCAACGGCCCGGGCCCACCUGCAGAGUUUGGAGGCUCCGAAACCUUACUUUGCUACGAUGGCUCCGAAGGCCAACGACUACGACGCGUUUCCCGAGCUUUCAGGCCGAUCAGAAGCAAGCGGUCACAAGGCAUCGAUGCCCCGAUGUCAACUUCGCCCCCUGACUCGCAAUGACGAGCGGCGAGCACGACGAGCUGCGCAGAAGGCUGCAGCAUCUGAGGCUGAGAUGGAGGUCUCGCCGUUGCAGCCGGAGGAAGUUCCGGAUCCUGGUGCCAUGGAGCACGUCUGGGAAGAUGUACAUGAGGCAGUUCUUUUCGAAAUGUUUCCAGAGGACACGCCCGCUGUGGAAGAGGCAUUGCUGCGCUUCGCAGGAACUCCGCACCAGGCUGCUCGUGCACUCGAAGCGCUCUUGGCACGCCCAGAGGCCAAGGCCAGGUUGGAAGGUGAGGACGACCUGGAUUACGACUGCGCUUCCCUGGCUGAAGAGGAUGAGCCCUGGGAGUGGGAAGAGGAGGAGGAAGAAUGGGACGAGGAUGCACAGGAUGCUAUGUACGGCUGUGCUUGGUGCGGUGGCGAAGCCAUCGAUGGCAGCAUUGCCGAGGAUGGGCAGCUCUACUGCAUGACCUGCUGGGAGGAGUGGCAGGCCGCUGCAGCUUGGGAGGAGAAGCCCGUACCGGAAACGGCGCCACGUGGAACAAAGCCGUCCACGGAGGAGCCGAAGCCAGUGCGGCGAUGGGGCAGCCAGGCCAAGCAGGACAAUGUUUUCGGGAGCCUUGAUGGCGCGCCGAAAUGGGCGGAGAUGCCAGCAAGACCCGAACAAGGCGGAAAGGAACUGGUUCCGCUGCGCCCCAAGGAGGAGCGUGGGACGGAAGAUCAGCCAGAGUCGAAAGGGCGGCGAGCGGAACUCAAGAAUCCAGCGGCUGCUCGCACCCAUGCACCGGCCACCUGCGUGCAAAGCCGCGCGGAGAGGUGCCAUGAGCUGCUCGCAGGCGCGCGGCCUGCGCUUGAGGAGAGCAUCAUCGAUUAUUUGGCCUCAAUGCUUGGCGAGUGCCAACAGGAAGAGGUGGAGGAGCUCCAUGAAACAGUGGUGGAGAUCCUCCAGGGCCACGACAUGUCUGCCAAGGAUGCAGAAAGUCUGUGGCAGAAGCUCAGGACCUGA
Molecule: messenger RNA, 8346 nt
Organism: Symbiodinium natans
Lineage: Eukaryota; Dinophyceae; Suessiales; Symbiodiniaceae
Source: the annotation of a GenBank genome assembly